Messenger RNA from Erinaceus europaeus (western European hedgehog), 1686 nucleotides. Its product is annotated as hyaluronidase PH-20-like. The transcript has 4 exons. The record is from RefSeq and is a predicted model, not a curated record. Lineage: Eukaryota; Metazoa; Chordata; Mammalia; Eulipotyphla; Erinaceidae. The coding region runs from base 1 to 1686 and encodes 561 amino acids. Gene Ontology annotation, biological process: hyaluronan catabolic process; fusion of sperm to egg plasma membrane involved in single fertilization; carbohydrate metabolic process. Gene Ontology annotation, cellular component: acrosomal vesicle. Gene Ontology annotation, molecular function: hyalurononglucosaminidase activity.
AUGAAAGUGCUUAGGUUCAAGAGUGUUUUCCUUAGGCAAUUUGUUGGGUUCAGUGGAACAUUUCAGGCAGUGCUCACCAUCCUUCUGUUUCCAAUGUGUUUCACUCGAGAGUACAGAGCAGCUCCUAUUAUCCCCAAUACUACAUACAUAUGGGCCUGGAAUGCCCCAACUGAAUUUUGUACUUCAAAGUAUAACGUGGAUAUAGAUCUGAGCGUCUUCUCUUUAGUAGGAAGCCCACAGAAAGGUCUCACAGGACAAAGAGUUACAUUAUUUUAUGUUGAUAGACUUGGAUACUAUCCUCAUGUAGAUGCAAAAAACCAAAGUCACCAUGGAGGAAUUCCCCAGAAGGGAAACCUACAAGACCACUUGACUAAAGCUACAACUGAUAUUAAUCAUUACCUUCCAAAAGAUCAAGUGGGCAUGGCUGUCAUUGACUGGGAAGAAUGGAGACCUCUCUGGGCAAGAAACUGGAAACCUAAAGAUAUUUACAGGCUGUUGUCUGUUGAACUGGUUAAGCAGAAUAAUACAGGUAUUGAUGACACAACAGCCAACAAUAAGGCCAAAGUAGAAUUUGAAAGUGCAGGAAGGAAAUUCAUGGUAGAGACUAUAAAACUUGGAAAAAGGCUUAGGCCAAAACACUAUUGGGGCUAUUAUCUUUUUCCUGAUUGUUACAAUCAUCAUUAUAAUAAAGCCAAUUAUACUGGGCACUGCUUUGAUUUAGAAAAGCAAAGAAAUGAUGAACUCAGCUGGUUGUGGAAUGAAAGCACUGCCCUUUACCCAUCUAUCUAUUUGAAUACCAAGUUAAACUCUACUCCUCAAGCUACACUCUUUGCCCGAAGUCGAAUUUGGGAAGCCAUUCGGGUUUCUGGAGUUCGCAAUGCUCAAGACCCACUUCCAAUUUUUAUAUAUAACCGUCCAGUUUUUACUGAUGCAUCUGGAGAAUAUCUUACUGAGCUUGACCUUGUAAGUACAAUUGGUGAAAGUAUUGCUCUAGGAACCUCUGGAGUUAUAAUGUGGGGAAGUCUCAACUUAACCCAAAGUCAGCAAUCAUGCACGAAACUAAAUAAUUACCUGAAGAAUAUUCUUAAUCCUUACAUAAUCAAUGUCACCCUAGCAGCCAAAAUGUGUAGCCAAGUGCUUUGCUACAAUAAAGGACUGUGUACAAGGAAAAACUGGGAUUCACAUGAUUAUCUUCAUCUAAACUCAGAGAAUUUUGACAUUAAACUUGGACACUGUGAAAGAUUUGUAGUAAGUGGUGAGCCUACACUUGCAGACCUGCUUCACUUUUCUGAAAAGUUUCACUGCAGUUGUUAUUCUAAUGUCACCUGUAAGGAAAGAGAUGAUUUAGGAACUCUUGACAUUAUGAAUGUGUGUACUGCUAAUAAUGUUUGUAUAGCAUCUUUCCUAAAAGGCAAGAUCAGAGGUAGUCGUUAUAGAUGGAAAAAGUCUAGCAAUACUUCUAUACUACAUGAUACAGUGUCUCCAUGUGCUACUGGAAAAGAUCUCAGAGUGUGUCUCAAAGUCAGAUGUUCACUAGGAACUUGCUACAACAAUACUGAAGCAGACUGUGAGAGUGCUAAUUGGAAAAACACUUCCAGUCAUUUGCAUGUUCAAAACAAGGAAAAUGAAGCAACCUAUUCCGAAAAGUUUAAACAGAUAAUGGACAUAGACAUCGAGAAAAGCUGA